Messenger RNA from Anolis sagrei ordinatus, 820 nucleotides. It is a transcript of the gene STMP1, whose product is annotated as short transmembrane mitochondrial protein 1. The record is from RefSeq and is a predicted model, not a curated record. Lineage: Eukaryota; Metazoa; Chordata; Lepidosauria; Squamata; Anolidae.
GUGCGUGAGGCUGGAAGGCGCAGACCCGGAAGAGACUGUGUUGCUGGCGUCCUUUUGGCUGGAAGCGGAGGAGAGGCGGGAAAGAAGCCACCAUGUUCCAGUUUCUGGUUGGGUUUGCACUUGGCAAUGUAGUCGGGAUGUAUCUUGCCCAGAACUAUGAUGUUCCGAAUCUUGCGAAAAAAAUUGAAGACAUCAAGAGAGACGUGGAAGCUAAAAAGAAACCUCCAAAUGACAAAUGAUGAUGACUUAGCUGCCUCUAUUAAUUGUAGAUGUUCUAGAUAGCCACUGGGCCAUAGGUGCCAAACCUUAAAGUGGUUUUCGUGGAUUCCUUCCAAGUCUAAUCUUGGAGAACCUCAACUGCCCUCCCCAAAAAGUGUUGCCUCAUCUCAUGGGACCUCCCAGGAUAUUUGAUCUUUUUUCUAUCCUAAUAAUAAGAAAAACAAAACUGAGAAAGAAGCUGAAUUUUUGUUCUUGGUGUCUGUGCUCAGUAUUUUACAUUCAGUGUUAAUGUGUUGUAGGCAUAGAGUAAUGAAAUGUAUCUCUCUUUCCAAUUCAACACAUAAUCGUGCUGUUACAAGGGCUCAUGAAUGCAACUGAAGGAAAUGAAUCAUGAAUAAGCAUCCAAAGAUAUCCCUUUCCAAAUUUACUUAAGAGCACAGCUUUUCAUUCCUUUUUAAUAACUGAUUUAUAGUAUACCUAAUCACUGAUUAAAAUUGGCUUUUUCCUGAAUUGAGUAUUUUCUGAUUUUAUACUUGUCAUAUGUUGUGCCUUGUGUAGUCACUUGUUCUGUCCCACAUAAAAUAAAACACUGAAUAAAUGA